CAGUGUACCUUUUGGAGAGGCCAGCUCCGCGCUCACACCAGCGCUCCUGACCCGCCGACGCGCCAUGCCUCGCUUUACAGUACACAUCCGCGAUGAGUGGUUGGCGAUUCCUUGUCGAGAUCCCACAAAAACCAUCCACUGGCUCGGACUCGAGGCUCUCAGACGUUAUAUUAAAAACAAACCCGACAACGGGGGGAUCACCACUCUGAAAGACGUCCGUUUCGUGGUGCGCAGGUGCCAGGGACAGGGUCUGUUGGACGGAGAAGACACCAUCGAGGAUGCGUUGGAGGAUAAUGACUUUUUGGAACUCGCGAUGGAAGGGGACACCAUGUCUACUGAGUUCAUCCCGUCACAGCCGGGAGUUUCUCACCUAACAGCAGCUUACAGGGAACCCAAAGAUAAUAUUUGCAUGGAUGGCAACAGCCUGACAUCAACAGACUUGGUCAAUCUGGGUAGAGGACUCUACAAGAUAAAGCUCACUCCCGAAGCGGAGACCAAAGUGGUGCAGGCCAGAGAGCUCCUGGACACCAUAGUUAAAGAAAACAAAGUGGUCUACGGAAUCACCACUGGAUUUGGAAAAUUCGCCCGUACAGUCAUCCCUGUGGGCAAACUCAAGGAGCUGCAGGAGAACCUGGUGCGCUCCCACUCAGCAGGGGUGGGGAACCCCCUGAGCCCGGAGAGAACCCGCAUGCUGCUGGCCCUCAGGAUCAACGUCCUGGCCAAAGGCUACAGCGGAAUCUCCCUGGAGACGCUUCACGCCAUGAUCCAGGCCUUCAACGCGUCCUGCCUCUCCUUCGUCCCGGAGAAGGGCACCGUGGGGGCUAGCGGGGACCUGGCGCCCCUGUCCCACCUGGCCCUGGGGCUGAUGGGGGAGGGCCGAAUGUGGUCCCCUAACAGCGGAUGGGCCGAUGCGAAAUACGUCCUGGAGGCCCAUGGACUUAAACCAAUAGUGCUCCGACCCAAAGAGGGUCUGGCUCUGAUCAACGGCACCCAGAUGAUCACCUCCCUGGGGGCCGAGGCGGUGGAGCGGGCCCAGGCCAUCGCCCGGCAGGCAGACAUCGUCGCCGCCCUCACCCUGGAGGUGCUGAAGGGCUCCACCAAGGCCUUCGACAGCGAGAUCCACGCCCUGAGGCCACACCCCGGACAGAUCGAGGUGGCCUUCCGUUUCCGCUCCCUGCUCGAGUCGGACCACCACCCCUCGGAGAUCGCAGAGAGCCACCGGUUCUGCGACCGCGUUCAGGACGCCUACACCAUGCGGUGCUGCCCUCAGGUUCAUGGGAUCGUUAACGACACAAUCAACUUCGUCAAGAACAUCAUUAACACGGAGAUCAACAGUGCGACUGACAAUCCCAUGGUGUUUGCGGAGAGAGGGGAGACCAUCUCCGGGGGCAAUUUCCAUGGAGAGUAUCCUGCUAAGGCCUUGGACUACCUGGCCAUCGGGGUGCACGAGCUGGCCUCCAUCAGCGAGAGGCGGAUCGAGCGCCUGUGCAACCCCUCCCUGAGCGAGCUGCCCGCCUUCCUGGUGAACGAGGGCGGCCUCAACUCCGGCUUCAUGAUCGCCCACUGCACCGCCGCCUCUCUGGUGUCGGAGAACAAGGUGCUCUGCCACCCGUCCUCGGUGGACUCACUGUCCACCAGCGCUGCCACGGAGGACCACGUCUCCAUGGGGGGCUGGGCGGCCCGCAAGGCGCUGCGGGUCAUCGAGCACGUGGAGCAGGUCCUCGCCAUAGAGCUGCUGGCCGCCUGCCAGGGCAUAGAGUUCCUGCGGCCCCUUCGGACCACCACCCCCCUGGAGAAGGUCUAUGACCUGGUGCGCAGCGUGGUCAGACCCUGGAUCAAGGACCGGUUCAUGUCCCCCGACAUCGAGGCGGUCCACCGCCUGCUGCUCGACCAGAAGGUGUGGCACGUGGCCAAGCCCUACAUCGAUAAGUACGAGACCCAGCUGUCUAGUCCGGGGUCGCGGCCCAUCUCCCCCACCUCCUUCUCCCUGGAGCCCCCGCUGUCGCCGCGGAAACGGGUCCGCCACGAAUAAGCCGGCCGCUGAAUCGGGCGUUCAUACGAUGUUGGACUCCCGAUGUCACAGCUCUGAAUCUUAGAAGGUUAACGUGACCGUCAGUUCAUCGUUUAAUGACACUGUGUCUGGGCAUGGAGAAUAAUAAAUCUAUAAUAUUAAAUAUAUCAUAAAUUAA
Gadus macrocephalus (Pacific cod) is the source of this 2189-nucleotide messenger RNA. It is a transcript of the gene hal, whose product is annotated as histidine ammonia-lyase. The coding region runs from base 65 to 2032 and encodes 655 amino acids. NCBI's taxonomy places the organism in Eukaryota, Metazoa, Chordata, Actinopteri, Gadiformes, Gadidae. Gene Ontology annotation, molecular function: histidine ammonia-lyase activity. Gene Ontology annotation, cellular component: cytoplasm. The record is from RefSeq and is a predicted model, not a curated record. The transcript is spliced from 20 exons. Gene Ontology annotation, biological process: L-histidine catabolic process.